GUGGGGAUCAUGUUGUCAUAAUGAACACAAGGCACAUUGCAUUUUCUGGAAACAAAUGGGAACAAAAAGUGUAUUCCUCACAUACUGGCUACCCAGGUGGAUUGAAACAAGUAACAGCUGCUCAACUUCACCAGAAGGAUCCAGUGGCAAUUGUAAAACUGGCUAUUUAUGGCAUGCUGCCAAAAAACCUUCACAGAAGAACUAUGAUGCAGAGGUUGCAUCUUUUCCCAGAUGAAGACAUACCAGAAGAUAUUCUUAAGAAUUUAGUGGAAGAGCUUCCUCAACCUCGGAAAGUACCCAGACGUCUAGAUGAGUGCACACAAGAAGAAAUAGAGGCUUUCCCAAGAGUGUGGUCUCCACCUGAAGAUUAUCGGCUAUAGAAGAAUGAAAGUUGCAGAAAACAACAAUGAGGUGAUUGAAACUUCUUCCUGGUGAAUUUCUCCUA
Messenger RNA from Equus quagga, 445 nucleotides. Its product is annotated as 39S ribosomal protein L13, mitochondrial-like. Lineage: Eukaryota; Metazoa; Chordata; Mammalia; Perissodactyla; Equidae. The record is from RefSeq and is a predicted model, not a curated record. The transcript has a single exon. Gene Ontology annotation, cellular component: mitochondrial large ribosomal subunit; ribosome. Bases 21 to 380 code for a protein of 119 amino acids. Gene Ontology annotation, biological process: translation; negative regulation of translation. Gene Ontology annotation, molecular function: mRNA binding; structural constituent of ribosome.